AUCAGGGAUAAGGUCGAAUGCACCGCCAGCUGAUGUCCUCCAACGUCAAAACAUUCGUGUCGCAAGUCAAGGAUUUGACUCAUGAGUAUCGUGGGCCUUUACUCACGCUUGAUUCACUUUCGCCUUUUCUCUUGAGAGCAACUGCUGGACAGAGAUCAGUGUCAGCUAGAAACUCAAAAGGAGAUUCAAGAAAAAGAGGGAUUAAUUGCCACAUACAAAAUGAACGGCUCCAGCACACAAACCUUCGCUCAAAGUGGGGCCUUGCUGAGAGACCGCAAGCAGAAGACUUUCAAGAUCAUUGUCAUUGGCGACAGCAGUGUGGGGAAGACCUGUCUCACUUUCAGAUUCUGUGGGGGACAUUUCCCUGAUAGAACGGAAGCAACUAUUGGGGUAGAUUUCCGCGAAAGAAAAUUAAAGAUUGAUGGAGAGGAUAUUGUGCUCCAGCUUUGGGACACUGCUGGCCAGGAGAGAUUCCGAAGAUCGAUGGUUCAGCACUAUUACCGUAACGUCCAUGCAGUUGUCUUCGUAUAUGACGUUACCAGAAUGGCCUCGUUUAUGUCAUUGCCGUCCUGGAUUGAAGAAUGCAAUCACCACAGCCUCAGCUACAACAUACCGCGGAUUCUGGUCGGCAACAAGUGCGACUGCAAGGACCACCUGGAAGUCCCUACCAAUGUGGCACAGAGAUUUGCUGAUCGCCACAGUAUGCCGCUCUUUGAAACUUCAGCAAAAAAUGACAACGACUGUGAUCAUGUAGAGGCCAUCUUCAUGACCCUGGCCCAUAAACUGAAAGCCUCCAAACCCAUGAUGCCCAUAGACCCCACACAGUUUCCCCCAGAAGACAUACACAGAGCAGAAGUCAUGUCCAUCGGCAGGGAGAGGAACGGGGUAGAAGUGCAGAACUCCAGCUCCUGCUACUGCUGAUACAGAGCUGAACCUGUGUGGUCCAACAAGAGCCUUCCAAGCAAAACUGCCCUGCUUAAUUAUCUGGUAUUAUUUAUAAACAUGUAGAAGCGGCACUAGCAAGGAAGGAUUGUCCUCGCAGGGUUUACAGGACAGGCAGGAUCCUUUUGCAGGAUGGGGACUGUACGAGUAUUUUUCUAUCCCAGCCUGGCAACUUUUAAAUGCCAGUUACUUUUGCUUGCCCUGAAUUGUGGGCAUUUACACUUUAUAAUAGGAAGGAUAAAGGUUCAUCACAGUGUAAAGGAUUUUUGAUAUGCAAGAUAGGAUAAGAAGCCACUGUUUUAGAAGGAUCAAGGAGUCACUCUUCACAGAACAGGCUUUUUGGAGAUAGUUUGUAAUACAUAAUAGUUUGAAUUACUAGUAGCAGCCAAAUACAGCAAUGGCUUCCUCAAGGUUACUCCACUGUGGUAGCACCAUAAACGUAUGAUUUGGAUAGGUAAUGUUAUGCAGAGACCCUAGGAUGUUUUCAAAUUUUUAAACUAAGUUUCCAGAAGCACCAAACUCUCUCUGCAUUUCCAAUUCAAUAAAGUUUGUCGUGCAGUGAUAGUGUGAAGAUGUAACACGCAACAUUGUUAAAGUAUCAUCUUUUUAUUAUCUUAAGGUUAUCAAGAUGUUAGAUCUUUCAAUGACGGUAAUUACAUUCCUCUUAAAGCUCCAGACCAUGUUAUCUUACAAGUUGGUGAUAUAUAGAUAUUGAUUUUUAAAAAAUUUAGGUCAUUGGUUUCACCAUGUCUGUAAUUGUCUAUAUAUCAACAAAGGAGAAAUUGGGUUUUUCUUUGAUUUUAAUUAAGAUUCUUGUGUCUCAGAAAUAUGUAUAAAGAUCAUCUCUAAAAUUCUAAAAGCAUAGUGUUUAUGUGAAAUACCUUUUGCAGCUACAUUGAUAUGUUUAAGAAUUUCCAUGGUUUGCAAGUCAAAUUCAACUAUAACAUUUUUAUUACUGAUCUGAAUGUGUCGUAUGAGUUAUAGGUGUUUUUAAUUAUUAAUUUGUGCAAUAUGUGAUAUUAAGGAAAUGCAGUAAUUCAUAGGAUACAUUGUCUAUUAUUGUUCAGAUUUGUUGGAAAUCGUGUUCAUCUGAUGGCAAAGCUACUGUUUCAGAUUUUUCCACACAUUAUUCCAAAUAAGAAAAAAGUAAUGCAUGUUUCUGGGUUCGUGAAUGUGUUGAAGGGCAUUGUUUGCUGCUCUUAUAUUCAAGGAAAUUUCAUCCAGGUCAAACUAUGUGCUUUAAUUUAGGGUUUUUUUUUUUUUUUUUUUUUUUUUUUUUUCUGUGUGACAAGUGAGCAGCCAUGCCAAACUGAAUUUCAUCAACUCAUAGGAAAACUAACUACCUUCAAAAGAUAUUUUUGUUGCAUGAGUAAAUCACAGCAAAAAAUUGAGAUUAAAAAAUUAUAAUUAAGCAUAGUGUGAUCUUUUGUAUUGGGUGUAAAAUCUUUUGUUUGUGUUUACUCCCUAAGGAAUAGAAGAGUGUGAAAAUGUUGUGACAAGAAUUUUGGAAAAGUACGUUCUUAAUGAAUACCAGGUGUUUUAGACAGUUACUGCUAUUUUGAAUGAAAAACUACCAUUUAGUGAUAUUUGUUGAUCCUGCAUAUCUCCUAUAACCUUGUUAGUGGGUAUGUACAUGAGUUUAUUUUUAUACUUAUUUAUUUUUUCACCUUUUUUUUUAAAUGUCUGAUAUGGUCUGGUUGAAAUGUUCUUCAAAGAAAGUUACAUAUUAAGUUCAAGAAAUAAAGGAAGUUCCGAGUCAUAAGGGUAUGUAGUUCUGAAAAUGCUUCAAGAAAUAAAGGAAGUUCCGAGUCAUUUCUUGGGGUAUGUAGUUCUUCUGAAAAUGCUCAUGUUUUGAUAUUCCAGGACUUAUGUAAUUUUGUCUCUCAAAAGACGAUGGUAAUGUGAUUUUUCAUAUUAGACUAAGUGUUUGUGUUCCCUUCGUCAAUCCACUAUCAUCAGGAUUGCAUUUUUACUGUGAACCGUGUCUGGGUGUUCUUCACAAUGCAUAUCUCUUGUACAACAAACUGGAGCAAUUUUGCAUGGCACUGAAACUUUUGUAAUGAGUUAAUGUUAAUACAUGUUGUGUUCUUAUGCUACAGUGAGACUAGUUGGCGAGUCACUAUGAUAGUGGUUGCAGUGCCACAGAGCAGCUCUUGCUCUUAAGGCAAGAAAUGGGUUAGGCUCCCCUCUGCAUCCUCUUUGGAAGGGGAUUGCCAUGUAUGAAAGGAAGAGUAUACUGUAAAUAGGCAAAGACAUUAAUAUUAUUAUUCAAAUUUUCAUAAUAUUGUCACAUUAGUUGUUAUGUAAUCAUUUGUAGUUCUUGGAGUCUUCAGGUUUCAUGUAUUUAUUUCAUUUCUAAUAGCUAUUUUUAUAUAAGAGUACGCUGCGAAUAUGUCUCUGCAGCGAGUCCCAUUGUUGUAUCACUCUGGCUAGGAGGUUUUAAGACUGUCAUAAUAUUUUGCAUCUUUUUGUAUGCAAAGUGUGUUGAACAAGCUGUCGUCCUUUCUUCUCACCUCUGGCACAAUGCUGAACUCAUCUUCAGCAAAGAUAUGGUCAUUGUAGUUCUGUAGAGAUGUUCUGUGGGCCAAUCCUGGGGCAUAUAUCUGGGAUAAUUAAGAUGAUUUUGUUUGUGCUUUUGAUAUGAUCACGAAAGGAUCUUGAAAGUAAAUUGGAGUCAGGAUAUAGUAUUGAUUGAAGGAUUGUGUUUUUCCUUAAUCUAUUUCACAUAUAUCAGUGUCUUCCAGUCUUUUGACAACACAGUGGCAUUCAUUGAAAUCAUUAAAAAUAUAUAUCAUAAUUUAUUAUAAGAUUAUGUAGCAUCUUAAUCAUUUGAAUAAUUCAUAGGUGUGUCAGUAUUACUUUGCCUUCUUUGCUGCUGAGAAAUGAUAUACAGGGCAAGACCUCAGUUUGAUAGCCAGGGGCUCUCCCACACCAAACGAAGAGCUUUACAAGCGUUAACUCCUUGGAUCUGAGUGCUUUAUUGCCUACAUGUGACCCCAAAAUCCAGGCAUUAGACUUACUUGAGUGGCCACUUAAGUUUCCUACUAGCUUGCAAGCCAGGUGCACACGAACACUCAUGGGCGAUGUCAAAACUUCUUGCCUCCCCUUUGCAAUGUUAUCUCUUUUUCUUUAUAAGCAUUUUUAGCUUUUUGGUCAUUUUCUAAUGACUGCAUUUGUCAUUUUAUAUUCUGUAUCCAGAUGGUAACAGAUUUCUUACCUUGCACAGACUCCAUUUCAUCUCUCUAGGUAGUCCGUAACUCGGUGCAGAAAUAAUAACAGUAAGUAAUAUUUUGUUGUUUGUGUCAUUUUAUCAUUUUUCUUAUAAUAUCAAGUUUUCUGUAACACAACCUGUAAGAAGGAAUAGGAUCCUGAGCACGGAAAUAGCAUCCUCUCUGGAGCUGACACUUCCAGUCAUGGCUCAUGGAUGGUACAUUCCAGACUUGUUUAUUGAUGGAAAUAAUAUAAGAGCCCCUUCCUAAAUGCCCACCGAGUCUAAUCACUCUCCAAGAGCAUUGUCCACCCGGGUUGAGUAAUUUCUGUUAUCCUAGCCUUCAGCCAAAAUUCUCAUGACAUGAAGUUCCUUCACCCUGGCAUCAAAGGUAUCCACAUCCAGCUUAAAAUUCUUGCAUGUCCAAAGAAAGUGUACAGUAAAUAUGGCCUGAUUAUUACUCUGUCUUAGAAUCUCCCAGAGUUAGAGACAAGUAGCAGUAAGUCAAGAGAUUAUUUGAGAUCAUAGAUGGCAGGACACCCCUCCUAGGGUAGCUCCUGAUGUGAACUGUGCAUGUAGAUGGUUCAGUAUAUGGAAUAUGGUUAGUGCUGGUAGUCCCUGGACAUGUAGACAUAGCAGCAACUGUUAGAGGGCUGGUGAAUGAUAAAGGUGUUCGUUAUGAAUGCAUGGAAGUUUCUGAUAGCAAAGGUUAGUGGUAUGACCAUGUGAUCUAUAAGCAAUUUGAAUGCUUAGAAUUUUAAAAAGACCUUUAUUAUCGUUAGACAAAUGUAAACUACAGUGAAUUAAUAGGAUUUACUAAGACAUAUGUUAAGUGUGAUUGAUAAUGGAAGCACAAAGAAAGAUAUGUUUAGAAGUUGGUAUGCUAAACUUUGUUCUGUUUUAUUAAAUGAAAUUUCUUCAGUAAUUUUCAAAAAGUUGAAUUGAAAAUCUUGAAGUCUUCUGAAUAACUUUGAGGCAUGCAUUGUCUUCACUACUGGCAAUAAGACAUAUAUAACUCCAUCAAGGAGUUUGUCCAGCUUUCCAGGACUGAAUUCAUUUUUAUAAAAAGUUGCUGAAAGUUCAUAUCUUAAUAUGCUGUACUAUCUCUGGAAUCCACUACAAAAAUAUAACCUACCUUUGUAAACUAAACUUACUUGUAAGAUUUAAUAUGUGAAUGGUAAAGCGGAACUGUGAGCUUUUGAUUGUCCAUUUAUAUUUACCUUCAUAGUAUUCAUGACAUACCUACAAUAACAUUGCCUGAGUUUACUAGAAUUUUUAUUUUUUUAGCUGCAUCGCAGUAAAGGAUAUUGCAUGUGUAAUUAAUUUUCUGUUUUCAUUGUACUUACAAGAAGCUAGUCAGUUUACUGGAAAGUUGAUAAAAGGUUUGUGGUCAGUAUAUAUAAAUAUAAAUGUGAAAUAUUGGUUGGUUGGAGAACUAAACACAACUGAUAUUUGGCAUUGGAUUUGUAAAAUCAGUGUACAAAUCUAAUGCACUUUUUAACAUUAUGUUCCCCUUUAAGCGAUACAUUUUUCCCUGCAAUUCUUUUCAUAAUGGAUUUCAGAAAUGUAAGGAUAUAUGUGUAAUACACUUGAAUUCCACUCCCUUUUGUUCUUAUAUAACAUUCUAGAGAAGAUUUAAGUUUUUAGUUCUCCUGCAGAUACCAUGUUAAGGAUAAGGCAACACUUUUCUUGCUGGUAGAUAUCAUGCAGAUUUUAGUUGACAGGAGUUACCGUGUGAAGACAUAAUUUCAAGAUUCAUAUGUUUAUGACUUAAGAGUCUUUGGUGCAUACAUAUUUUUAUUAGACUGUUCCUUAGUAUAGUUCAGUUUUUUUUUUUUUUUUUUUUUUUUUUUUUUUUUUUUUUUUUUUUAAGUGGCAUGUAAACUGUCACACACUGUCAUGAUCCAUAUUAGCAAAAGACAUUCUGACUCCUCUGAAUGCAUGGUCAUCUAAAUACUGAAUGACUACAGUGUGAAAUAUAUGUGCAUGUGUGUGUGCGUGAGAAUUUUAAUCUUAUUUUUCUUGCUAGUCUUUCGUAUUAUGCAUAAUUAUGAGUUUUUUCUUGUAAAACAUUGACAAGGAUUGUGUUUUUCUGCAAUACACAUUUUGAAAUUACUCUACAGGAUUUUUAAUGGACUUUCUAGUUUUGGUUUUAGAAUAGGUGUGCUUGGUCAGAAUCUAUGCAGAAAAGGCAUACUGAAUGCUUUGUAAUGUUUGCCUCUGGGGUUUGGAAGACUUGGUGCGUGUGUAGCCUUUAUUCUUACGUUUGGAAUAAUGUCGACUAAUAAAACUGGGAUUAAAUUUUGAGAGCUUGUGGCAUCACCAGUGCCAGGGCUGACAAUCGUGGAGGAUGUAAUUAACGAGAAUGAGAGAAUGUGUCGCCUCGAGCUGGGAAAUAAUUGUUCGGAAGUCAUUUUUUUGCUCCAGAUGAGUCUUAAUGGAUAUAUAUAUUUUUCAACUUAGAGAUAGAGAUAUGUUUAUGUAUUGUUAAGUAACUAUUGUAUACGUUCAUGGCAAGAAAUGUUGUGUAAUGAUUCCUCUAAUGUAACUGAUCUUCCUGCAUGUCAACCCACUUUUAAUUGAUUAUGCAACUUCUGUCAUUGGCAUUAUUGAUUUUUAUUUUUAUUUCAUAUUCUGAAGUAUUGUUCUUCACUUAUUUCUCCUCCUCUUCCUCAUCUCUCUCUUUUAUUUUUUCUCUCUUCUGUUCUCUUCUGCUCUCUCUCUCUCUCUCUCUCUCUCUCUCUCUCUCUCUCUCUCUCUCUCUCUCUCUCUCUCUCUCUCUCUCUCUCUCUCUCUCUCUCUCUCUCUCUCUCUCUCUCUCUUUUCCCUCCAUUUUGCCUAUGCAUUGCUUAUAUCCAAUUUAAGAAAAAAUGUGUAAAUAUUCUAGAGAUUACUCUGAAACAUCUGAUAUAAUUGAAUUUCUCGUACAGUGUAUGUUUGGUAUAAACGAAUAUGAUAAUUUCUUUAUACACAUUUUCAUUACCUUCAUUUCUUGUUUGAUAUGCAAAAAAAAUGUGUUUGUGAUAAUCAACUGUAUCUUUAUUAUUGAUUUUUAUGUAAUAAAUUGUAAUUCUUGUUAACAGAUGUUUUUGUCGAAGGUGACGAGUAGGCAUUUGACCUUCAGGGAAAAUGUUACCAAAGAGAAAGGGUUAAGGAAAGCCUAGAUUUUAUAUUGUAUAGUAUAUGCAGCAGGAUUUGAAGGACAGGCAUUCAUUUAGUAAAGGAUUAAAUUCU
Messenger RNA from Penaeus vannamei (Pacific white shrimp), 7384 nucleotides. Its product is annotated as ras-related protein Rab-33B. Gene Ontology annotation, biological process: Rab protein signal transduction. NCBI's taxonomy places the organism in Eukaryota, Metazoa, Arthropoda, Malacostraca, Decapoda, Penaeidae. The record is from RefSeq and is a predicted model, not a curated record. Gene Ontology annotation, molecular function: GTP binding; GTPase activity.